AAUAUGGCGGUCGCUUUUUCACGUAAGCUUCUCCUAUCGUUUUUCCUACUUUCCCGUAAAAUCCUACACAUCAUUUGAAUCAAUACGGCGUAAUCAUAGCGGUAAGCAAUAAUUUUAUUGCCAAAUUUACCAAAAUGGCGACAAAUUGCAAGCGUAAAAGCGCUAAAAUACUCCCCUGGGCGCUUGUUGUCCUGGACAUUGGACAAUGUUCAAGUUUCACAGAAUCGACGUAAGAUGACGUAUCUCGUACAGUUCUUGGCAGACAAUCUGUGUUAUUGCAAUUUUUCAUAGUUAUUGGCUCAAGUUAACUAAAAAAAGUGGUUGCGACAAAGGGGAAGACAAAAGUCGAAACAAUGGAUCUGAACGAAUUUACUCAUAAAUGUGAGAUUAAAAAAGUGUUAAAGUGCGUGUUUUGUUAUUGCCGAUAUAUGGAUAAAUAGAGAAGAUGGUGUUCGAUAAGUGAUAUACCGGUCGCAGCAAUUUCAGUGCUUUACGCAGUUUUAUUAAAUUUUAGAUAAUAUUUUUUUUACGUAAAAAAUCGUGAGUGAGUGGUUGGAGGGACGCAGGAAAAAAAGCAGUGGAAAUGCAACUAUUGUUUUCAACCAACAUCGACUGCUGAAGGAUUCUCACUGCUGGACAAAACGAGCGUAAUUAUAACGGAUGCAGACAGAUUGACGUCCGGAUACAUACGGCCUUGGAUUUGCAGACUGUCGCGACACAGUGGAUACAUGCAUCAAGGUCACAGGACUACGCGACUACAAUGCUGAGGAGUUACUUCUCGUGGCACGCAAUACGCGUCGAGGUGGAAAAAGAGUUGUGCAAUGAUGGGUCUGCAGGCCACGGCAGGUAAACGUAAACUGGAGGGAGGUGUGGGCUGCAUGGAAUUCGACAUGGACAUGAGUGAGAGCCCAUCAAAACUUGGUAGAGUAGAGGGCAGCUGGUGGGCAAUGGAGGAGAGUUACACACCGCAAGUUAAUCAAUCGUCAUCAUCGUACUACGAGAUGGAAGUUAGUUCACCGUGUUUGAGCCAAACAAAUCCAUGCCAAGCAACCAUACCGACAAGUUCACCGCCUGCAGCUAGCCAGUUGCAUCAUCCAUCACAGCAUUAUUAUCAUCAUCAGCGUAACAGUAGCAGUAGCAAUGGUUACAAUCAGUUAUCGAGACCCCAGCCACAGUGGGGUACACCGCAUCAUUACGAACCACCGACGAUACGAAGGGAGGAGAAUGGAAAGAGUUAUUUGGAAUUGGGCUCGAGUUACCGUGCAAACGAGAGAUGCUGCGAGGGCUCAAGAUCAAGCUGGUGUAGACGCGGUAGAGCGUGUUAUAGACAACGUAGACUAGCCGUCCUUAAUAUAUCAAUGUGUAAACUCGCUAGGUAUCGUCAAUUUCCCGAUCCAAGUUUACAUCGAUCUGUACUCAUAUGCAAUACCCUGAGGCAUCUUGAAAGAGAGAUGGAGAGGGACAGAAGUCCACCGCCAAUGGAGCCAGUUAUACAAGCACCAAUGGCCCAAUUACAACCACCUGAGCAAGGUAGACUUACACCUUUUCCAAUGCCACCCACCUCAUCUAGUGAAACUGAUGUAGAUUCGGGUAUUGGUGAUAGUGAUGACAGCCGCUCUAUCAAUUGGGGCAGUGUAUUAUCAUUAUCCAGUCAAUCGCCCCUCGAUCCUCUCAACAACAACGAGUUACUUGAUGUUGAUAUUGCUCCUGAAUUAGACUUAGACUUUAUGCCUGGAUGGAAAUUAACACCACUAUCAGCUGACGAUAUCCUGAGAAGUACAAAUGUCUCUGUUACUGCGUCAACCGCAACGCAGGAUCACCAUCAUCAUCAUCAUGUCACCUCAUCAAUUAGCACAAAUACAACAGCAACAACAAAUGCUUGUAAUACCAGUAGUACGCACGAAUCACUCAUGUGCGUUGGUUCAUAGCCCCCAAUACUGGCGUCUUUGAGCCAUCUCAUCGAUUUUUAUCCACUUACGCAGCCGGGUAAAUAAAAUUUUAUCAUUAACCAAUAUUCAUCAGCUAGGCCAAUCGAUACCUCGAUAACUCCAACAAUCGUAAAUUCGGUAAUUCGGUAAUUCGGUAAUUCGGUAAUUCGAUGACUCGAUAACUCGAAAAACUCAUCAUCGAUCAUUAUUCUUGUUGUAUGUCACAAGAAAAUAUUGAGAAUUAAAACGAAAAAAGAAAAACCGCGAGGACGCAACGAUGCACAGCGCCACAUCAUUGGGUAUAAACGGGAUGACCCCGCUAUACUGUUAUACGCUAACUAUUAUUAUUGGCCGCAUCAAAAAUCAACGUUUUAUUUAUUGUUCACGUGAAAAGGGAGAAACUAAUACGGCUCGUGUCAAUUACAUGCCACUCCAUUACCAUUUACCUCGGUUCCAAGUCUAUUGUUAAUCUUGUAAUUCUUUUAGAUCAUUCGUUUAAUCACCAAGUAAGUCACAAAAUUCUUGAUCAACUCAAUAAUCCUAAAUUCAAUUUUGAUUUAUUGUUAAUGAACAAAAGUGAAAAUGCGUGCCGCACCUGUGUGAUAAUCAGGUUGGCAAUGUGACGUAACUUCUUGGAUUUUCAACGAAUUAUUUUCCCCCCGGGCUGGGGAUGCACGGUUUUGAGCAAUUUCAAAUGACCAGGGAUUCCGUCGAGGUUUUAAACAUUUUAGUGUCAAUUUCAUUCAUAACGUAUUGCCUCGACGGUUCCUCAAUAUUCUCCAUAACGGCUCACAAUCGAUUAGAAGACAUCGCCCGCCUAGCUGGAUAGCGUUGACAAUCCCAGAAUUAAACCUCAACACGUCCCACCAUCAUUCAAAUUUAUUUACAAACAUGACAAUUAUACACGUGUUUUAUCGGUUAUUAAUUAUGCUGGCGUUGUUUGAACGGUAUCCUACCGUCGUGGCCUACGCUCACACCUGAUUCUGCACACAAACAUACAUAGUUUUUUUUUUUCAUUUUCUUCCCAUUCCCAUUUUCCACUGUUAAAAAUGGUGCUUUUUUACAAAUACGCUAUCUAUCUCAGCCAAAAUGCAACAGAAUCGCCGAUUAAUUGACAAUUUCAUUUGUGACUUGUGAUGAGAUAAAUUAGAAUAUUUUAUUAUUUUUUUUUUUUCAACAAUUUUAAUGAAAUUGCAUGCGAGCGUAGACGCGUACCGCCAUCCCAAUCGCGUUUAUAUGAGGAAUGAAAGAAUACCGUCAAAAAGUACCUGGAUUUAUUAAAUUAUUUAGAGAUGAAAGGUGAAAGAGAAUUAUAGGGUUUAUUGUUGCAGUAGCAAUCGUCACUACGUUAAUGAUCUCCAAAGUAGUUUACAAAAAAAAAAGAAUUAACAAAAAAAUGCGUAUGACGAGCCGCUGAUAUGCGAGAUAACCUUUUAUUUCUGUCAACAAUGGACAAAGCAUUAACAAUGCACUGAAAUCAUGUGUCCAGUAUGUCCAACAAGUGCAGCUAUACUUAAUGAUAUUGAAAUGAAAACAAGGAGAGUAAUACAGCAAAUUGAAUAGUUGAAGAGGACAAACUCGACUGAUUAAUUCAAAUCACUUAUUCAUUGAAAUUAACGCAAUUGCAAUUAUAGUUAUCUUUAUUGUCCAAGCAAUAUUAACUUAAAAAUUAUUUCAUUUUCUCUAUUGAUUCUUCCAAUCUACUGGGAAUGUGUGAAUUGAGUGGACGAAUCCGUUGAAAUUGUUAACAACAGAAAAUUUGUCAAAAAAAAUACUCAAAUGAAGGGGAGGUAAAACAUAGCGGCAAAAAAAUAUAAUUUGUAAUUCGGCGGGACGCGUCUCGUUAGUUAGAGAGGCCUUUCGAGGGGUGGAUGGUAGGAGGCAGCGAUUCCUUAAAACUCAAAAUUUUCUUUCGUUGAUCCAUCAACAUUGGCGCAAUCUGAAUAAUUUCAAGUGCUAAGGGAAAUUUUGUGCGGAAGUGUGACUGAACGGAUAAUGCAAUUGCUCGAGAGAUUAGUGGGCUGUGCACGGCAUAGUUGUUUCUUAUACGUUUCACAAUGAAGAAUUAUUGAUUACUCGGUGACUACAAAGGUGAAGAAAAUAAAAAAAAAUAAAAAACAAGAAAGAACAAUUGUAAAUAAUAUAAAUAGUAAUGAAAAAGGUACAUUUUAAGUGACGAGAUAAAAAAAUAGGUAUAAAAAUUUAAAAAAAUAUACAUAAGAUAUUAUAUAUUAUAUAUAUACAUAUAUAUGAGAACGAGAAGUAUAUAUAUAAGAUUACUAUAUAUUUACCUUGGUAAGUGAACAAGGCGUGUGCGGGGUCUCACUUGAUCUACAAAUUCAUCAAUCUUGAGCCUAAAGAAGAAAUAAAUUUUCCCUUUUUUUUUUUUUAAUCUACCCUCUCCAAUCUCGUUCGGCCUAUGACGAUCGACUUAAUCGAGAAUCGUGCUAACGACACUAUUCCCUGCAGUGACUAUUUAUCUUCCAAUAUUAGUACUCGUUGAAAUUAAAAGUGACGGAGAUUUUUUUAUUUUGUUUAUUAUUAAUUGCGCAAAUUCUUCACGCUGGUCGUGUGGAUUCUCGGCGCUAGUCGAUCAAUCGGUUCGACUUUGUCUUUGGAGUUGAUUCAGUGAAAAUGGCCUGAGUUGUUAUUAUAAUCAUGCAUCCAUUUUGAGCAUAUUCUUUUUUAUAUUUGUUAAUUCAAAUCUAGAAACACUUCAUACUUAUUCUCAAUCAUGUCUUGCCAAUUUUUUGAUUAAUUAGUGGAGAAAUUUAAUUGAGUGGGGUAAAUAUUGUGAAUCAUGGGAGAUCAAGCAACGCCUCGGGAAACUUAGGGCAGGAAAGACAACACUGUACAUUGUAAAUAGUAGCGGAGAGGAUGAAGGUUUACAGAAAGACAGUUAAAGUUGCAUCGAAUAAGAAUCUACGCUGUGAACUCGAAAUAACGGGACAAAACGAGCGAUUCCAUAAAGAUGAGAAAAAAAAAAAUGGAAAAUACAAAAAAAAUUGUUAAAUCAAUUGACGAGAUUCGAAUUAAAUAAUUAAAUUAUUUAUGAGAAAAUAUAGUAAUUACGAGUUUUAUAGUUUCGCUUUGUCCACUGUGUGCUUCGAGUUUGGGCGUACUUCUUUAAUAGAUAAACAAAUAGACAGAAAAAAAAAACAAUGUUUCAUGAUGCACAGUAUAUUUCUAAAAAGCGAGCCGAUCACUCGCGAUUCCCCUGCACUUUUUGUUACACCGCAUUGGAAAAAUAUUAAUUGGAUUAAUUAAUUGGCUGAAUUAAAGUGCAGAACUUUUGACUCAUGUUAUAAAUGUGAAAAUUAUGAAAUAAAUUACUCAAAGCUAAGACUUGUGGAACAAAAAUAAAGUUAAAAA
Molecule: messenger RNA, 5300 nt
Organism: Fopius arisanus
Lineage: Eukaryota; Metazoa; Arthropoda; Insecta; Hymenoptera; Braconidae
Gene: tara
Product: taranis
Exons: 4
Coding region: 822-1928 (368 amino acids)
Cellular component (GO): nucleus
Molecular function (GO): transcription regulator activity
Source: RefSeq, a predicted model, not a curated record